CGAAUGGAACACGCAGCGGGGUCCAUUCUAGAAUCUACCAACCACAAGUGGUGGGUGUUUCUUGUUGGUCGUCGUCGUCCCUCCUCUUUCUCCAUUGGAACGACUCUAGUCGUCGUUGGGUAUCACACACACAUCCACACAGACACAUAUCGUUCGAUUGAAGCGAGUCAUCGGAUUGCUUUGUUCGACAGGUAUGAGUGGCACCAACCAUUCCGCUCCGCACGGGUCGCCGAACCACACCAGUACUACUGCUACCACUACCACCACGACGACGACAGCUCCACCCACGUACUACACUGCGUACGGAGGAGGUGCCGGGAAUCCACCCCCAUCCUUUGCUGACGGAUUCCCCCACAGCCACACGGGACCGCCACCUUCCCGAGUCUACCACGGCACGGGAUCGCCCGAAACAGGAUCACCCGCGCCGCACCAGCCACCACCAUCACAACCACCAUCGUAUCACCACCACCACCGUUCGCCUUGGAAAGGAUAUCCCUGGGGAGGAUCAUCUGCGGAAUCCGUACCGGUCAACGCAUCUUCCGCUACUACUACCAAUAGUACUACCAAUACUACCACGGGGGCUCCACCGCCGUACGCCAUUGGAAGUGGUGGAAGUGGAAACCACACCCACCACAACGCGACUACGGCGGGAUCGACCGGAUACCGUCACUCGUACGUGGGACCACCACUACCACCCGCCCACGCAAGUUACUGGGGACCACCACGGUCCACCAGUGAUCUCCUAGCCGGAGGAGCAUCCGUCGCCAACGAUGGACGUGAAGGCGCCACGUCGCCCUCGCAAAUUGAAACGGAUCAUCUCGAAUUCGUUCAAGCCGUGGGUUGUACCUGCAAGAAAACACGCUGUUUGAAACUAUACUGUCAAUGUUUCGGAGUCAAGAUCUAUUGUGGUCCCAACUGCCGUUGUUUGGACUGUCACAAUGUUCCCGCACAAGAAGAUGCCCGGCAGAAUGCCAUGAAGGUUAUACUCUCACGCAAUCCCCACGCCUUUGACACCAAGUUCCAAAAAACACCCGUCGACGGCGCUACGGUGGAAACGCCUUCCAAGCUAUUGACGCACAAGUUGGGAUGCAAGUGCCGCAAAUCGGCUUGCAUGAAAAAGUAUUGCGAGUGUUACGCCGGUCACGUGUACUGCAACACGCACUGCCGUUGCACCGGUUGCAAGAAUCGGGAUGGCUUACUUCCGGGACCGGGUGGUCCCGGAGGUCCGUACGGGGCGACGGUCCACCACCACGAUCCCCGCUUCGCCUCGCCGGCACGGGCCACCGCCCCGGUCUUUGCGCCGCCACUGCCGCACCCGACGCACGUUAUGCAACCCGUCGGUAGUCGCUCCAACGCAACCAACGCGGGGGGUAAACGGGGUGAGCCCUUUGUCGCGGCCGCACAAAAUUUGGCCUUUCUGAAACGGGGAUCGCCCGAAGAUGCCACCACCACCGGGCCGGUUAAAAAGGCCCGUGGUCCGCCCUCUUCGGAAGGAAUGAACAGUCUCAUGAUUGCGGCGCAAGCCAUGACGGAAUUUGGACAAGGAUCGUCGCCCUCGAAAGCCCGCUUGUCGGUCAAGGAGGCGCAGGAACUGGCCAAAAGAGCCGUGGAAACACCGACGCCCCGCAAACAUUCGGUCUACAAGCAAGAAACCGAUACGGUAUAAAGGUAGUUCGUCGCAGAAGAAGAACAAAAAGACAAACAAAUGAAAAGGCACGCCAAUGACCCAACCAAGGGUUUAAGCUAGGAUUAAUCCGAUUGUGAAAGUGAAACGUGUGAUUGUCUGUGGUGGAUGCACUUGUCCCCAAACAACCAGUCUCACCAUACCAAUCGAUGGUUCUAGGUCUUACUCGUUUAAAGU
This is a messenger RNA of Phaeodactylum tricornutum CCAP 1055/1, 1861 nucleotides long. RefSeq lists its product with no specific name. The record is from RefSeq and is a predicted model, not a curated record. The transcript is spliced from 2 exons. NCBI's taxonomy places the organism in Eukaryota, Bacillariophyta, Bacillariophyceae, Surirellales, Neidiaceae. The coding region runs from base 194 to 1666 and encodes 490 amino acids. Gene Ontology annotation, biological process: regulation of DNA-templated transcription. Gene Ontology annotation, cellular component: nucleus.